This is a messenger RNA of Haliotis rufescens (red abalone), 574 nucleotides long. RefSeq lists its product as uncharacterized. NCBI's taxonomy places the organism in Eukaryota, Metazoa, Mollusca, Gastropoda, Lepetellida, Haliotidae. The record is from RefSeq and is a predicted model, not a curated record. Bases 103 to 504 code for a protein of 133 amino acids. The transcript has 2 exons.
CACCGUUUAUUCUACUGUGGAUAGACGUAACUGUGAAGAUGCAGCUCUAUAAAAUUGCACUCGUUGUGGCCUUGGUGUUCACAGCCUUCUUUGGCUCUGCCUAUGGUGGCCACGGAGGGGGUGGCGGCAAAGGAGGCGGAGGAGGACAUGGAGGCGGUGGAAAAGGAGGUGGUGGCAAAGGAGGCGGUGGCAAAGGAGGCGGUGGUAAAGGAGGCGGUGGCAAAGGAGGUGGUCGAAAAGGAGGCGGUGGCAAAGGGGGUGGCGGCCACGGAGGAGGCGGCAAAGGUGGUGGGGGUCAUGGUGGCGGCGGACAUGGAGGUGGCGGCCACGGAGGUGGUCAUGGUGGCGGCGGCGGCGGCCACGGUGGUGGUGGCCACGGAGGUGGUCACGGUGGCGGCGGCCAUGGAGGAGGUGGCCAUGGAGGCGGUGGCCACCAUGGUUAAACUCAACAGGCUCUUCACAUUUCUAUCAAAUGCUGGACAUUUGAUGCCAUCGUUGCCAUAGCCUCGUUGACUACACCACACUAUACAAUGUCAACUUUGAGAAACGACUUCAAAUAAAACCAUGAAAUGAA